AUGUCCUAUCCUAUCACCACCAAGACAGUCAGCUUAAGCAAAGGUCCCGACCCAAGAAGUUUGAUCCAAAAGGAGAGAGAUGCCCAAAAGUUCAACCCACAAGCCAUGCAGUACUUUUUGGAAGGCUCCAAACAACGUGGUGAAUUGAUCAAGUCUUUGAUUCAGCAAAUGGAAAGAGACCCUAUUUUGUUCACUGAUGGAUCCUACUACGACUUGACCAAGGAGCAACAACGUGCAUUGACUGUGGUCAAGAUCAAUCGUGUUUCACGAUACUUGGAAAACGACUCAAUUGAUGUGUUUACACAGAGAUUAUCCUUGAUUGGUGUUUUUGACCCACAGGUGUGUACGAGAAUGAUGGUGAACUUGGGGUUGUUCCUCAAUAGCAUCAAGGGUAAUGGUACUGAUGAACAAUUCAAGUAUUGGGCCAUUGAUAAAAAGACACAUCAACUUAAUGGAAUGUAUGGGUGUUUUGGAAUGACUGAGUUGGCUCAUGGUUCCAAUGUUGCUGGGAUUGAGACUACUGCAACUUUUGAUAAGGCAAGUGAUGAAUUUAUCAUCAAUACCCCACACAUUGGUGCUACGAAGUGGUGGAUUGGUGGUGCUGCUCAUUCAUCAACACAUACUGUGUGCUAUGCCAGGUUGAUUGUCGAUGGAGAAGACUAUGGAGUCAAGACUUUUGUUGUUCCAUUGAGAGACUCGAACCACGACUUGAUGCCAGGUGUGACUGUUGGAGAUAUUGGAGCCAAGAUGGGAAGAGACGGUAUUGAUAAUGGAUGGAUCCAGUUCUCGUCAGUCAGAAUCCCAAGGUUCUUUAUGUUGCAAAAGUUCUGUAAGGUUUCAAGAGAAGGUGAGGUUGUUUUGCCACCAUUGGAGCAAUUGUCAUACUCAGCUUUGUUGGGAGGUAGAGUCAUGAUGGUCUUGGAUUCAUACAGAAUGUUGGCUAGAGUCUCCACCAUUGCAUUGAGAUAUGCUAUUGGUAGAAGACAAUUCAAGGGAGACAAUGUUGACCCAGAUGAUGAGGAGGCUUUGGAGACUCAAUUAUUGGACUAUCCAUUGCAUCAAAAGAGAUUAUUCCCAUACUUGGCUGCGGCAUAUGUGUUCUCAGCUGGUGCCUUGAAAGUCGAGAAAAGUAUCGAAGAGACCUUGUCAGUUUUGGAUAAGGCUGUUCAAUCAAACGAUCAAGCUGCUAUUUUCAAGUCUAUUGACGGUAUGAAGUCGUUGUUUAUUGACUCUGGUUCAUUGAAAUCCACUUCUACCUGGUUGGCGGCCGAGGGUAUCGACCAAUGUAGACAGGCUUGUGGUGGACACGGUUACUCCGCCUACAAUGGAUUUGGAAAAGCUUACAAUGAUUGGGUCGUCCAAUGUACUUGGGAAGGUGACAACAAUGUCUUGGCCAUGAACAUCAGUAAAUCGUUGAUCAAACACGUUCUUACCAUUGAGGACAAGGGUAAGUCAGUUAAGGGGUCUUCAGAUUUCUUGAACCAGUUGAAGGAAUAUACUGGAUCAGGGGCUAGCAAAGUUAUUUUGGACAACGGAAACGAUAUCACAGAUCUCAAGAAGUUUAUCAAGUCUUUGGAAGUUGCCAUCAUUAGAUUGUCACACGAAACUGCCAAGACUGUCAGAAAGCAUAAUUUUGAUUUCGUUGGAGCUGAAUUGGUCACCUUGUCUAAAUUGAACGCACACCACUACUUGUUAAGUGAGUACGUGAGAAGAAUCGAAGCUCAUGAUGACGAAAGCUUGAAGCCAUACUUGUACGAUUUGGGUAGAGUUUAUGCUGCUACUGUUGUGUUGGACAAGUUUGCUGGUGUUUUCUUGGCCUUCAAUGUUGCAUCUACAAAGGCCAUCACUGACUUGGCCAAGGUUGUCAUUCCAAACUUGUGCAAGCAAGUCAGGCCAAACGUUGUUGGAUUGACCGACUCAUUCCAGAUGUCUGAUAUGAUGGUAAAUGCUGCCAUUGGUAGAUACGAUGGAGACAUCUACGAAAACUACUUUGACUUGGUCAAGACCUUGAACCCACCAGCCAAGCACAAGGCACCAUACUCAGGUGCUUUGGAAGACAUGUUGAACCGUCCAUCACUUGAUGAAAGAGAGAGAUUUGAAAAGACUCUUGAAACUGGUGAGAUCUUAUCUAAAUAG
Lodderomyces theae is the source of this 2136-nucleotide messenger RNA. It is a transcript of the gene POX1-3, whose product is annotated as acyl-CoA oxidase. Gene Ontology annotation, molecular function: fatty acid binding; acyl-CoA oxidase activity; FAD binding. The coding region runs from base 1 to 2136 and encodes 711 amino acids. NCBI's taxonomy places the organism in Eukaryota, Fungi, Ascomycota, Pichiomycetes, Serinales, Debaryomycetaceae. The record is from RefSeq and is a predicted model, not a curated record. The transcript has a single exon. Gene Ontology annotation, biological process: lipid homeostasis; fatty acid beta-oxidation using acyl-CoA oxidase. Gene Ontology annotation, cellular component: peroxisome.